GAAAAGAGGAGGGGGUAUCAUACCACUCUGUUGUACUGGAGAAAACAGAUAACACUUCCUCUAUAUACGUUUCAAUCAGUAUGGCAAUCAUGCUCUAAUAAUUUCUGUACUCUCCUCAUUGUAUUUCUUCUACCGAGACUUUCUGAGUUUUACUCUCCUUCUUCCUGCAUCACUCAGGACCAGGCAGCUACAGAAGAGACCUUCUUGUCGAUGAAAAAUCCCAGUCAGGAAAUCUGAAGAUGGAGAAAGAAUACCCACCACAGGUCUCAGCUCCACCAUACCCUGGACCACCUAUGAACUAUGGGGGUGUGGUACAUCCGCAAGACACGUAUCCUCAGCCGGGAUUCUCACCUGGUGCAACUCCACCUGUGGCUUAUCAAGGAGUCACUCAUGUGGUUGUAACACCUGCACUGCAGGACGUCCCAGGACAAAUGUUGUGUCCUAAUUGCCACCAGACUGUGGUCACCACCACGGAGCACAAAGCGGGCCUCAUGACGUGGGCCAUUUGCGGCGGCCUCACCAUCUUUGGGUGUUUUCUUUGCUGCUGUAUCCCCUUCUGCAUUGAUUCCUGCAAAGAUGUGGAGCAUCGCUGUCCAUCCUGUAACAGAGUCAUCUACUUAUACAAGCGAAUGUGAAACUAUCUUGAAUGUGAAUAACAGAACCUACACAUGCAGUGGCUUAUUAGUGGUUUGCUCUAAAGCAUUGAUUUAUUACGAACCAAAACUGGACAUCUAUAUAUUUGGCCAAAUUAUUUCUAUCCAUUAAUGUAUACAGUAAAUGUUUGACUUUUAAACAAAGAACUAUAAACUCUUAGUUUGUAAGCUAGCUUCGUCGCUGUUUGCGGAGUUACACUGUUCCCCCUUUUUGCUUUGGAAAAAAGAAAAGGUAAAAUCUUUUCUGGUGCUACUUUUAGUUUAAGAGGAUUAUUGGUCUCUUAAUGGUCUUUGUGAUGUAAUUUCAAAUUGUUUUAUUUUGGUCACAGCUAACUGCUUUUCAAGGAAUAAAAGGUCAAACAAUGAAAGAAUUGGGUCUCCUGGUUUCGCUCUACUAUUCAACAGUGUAACAUGCAGUAAUUACAGAAGGUGAUGUUGAAGUGAUACAAGAUACUUAAUUACAACGUUSUAACAAUUAUGUUAUUGUAAGAAAAAUUCACUUUUUGUUUUGGUUCAAUUUCAGUUACUGCCAUAACCAUAAAACCCACUAUUUGGAACUCCCUGUGUUCACCACUAGGAUGUGCUGUGUCCUCCAUUACAGGCAUAGACCCCAUAUAGAUUUGUUUCAGGUUGCUAAACUUKAAAGGGAAAGUGAAAGUGUUUCCUAUAAAAUCACUUUCUCCUGACAUGGUUGCAGAACCACUCCCUGCAGAGCCUUAMGAGGACUUAAAGCUGUCACUACUACUGUGACUGUCGAGCUAAAGCUAAUUUCUUUACUUUGACAUAACGAUCAGUGCAUCUAUUGAAUAAACAGCACAACAUAUUUAUUUUCUCACAUWUCAACAUGCUGUAAGUAUAUGCAGCUGGUAUAGUUCAAUWGGAAUUUGACAGAACAAUUAUWACUCAUGUAAAAUAUUUUUUAUUUAKUUUCCCUCUCUAUCCUUUUCACUGCAGCCUUUUGUUGAGAGUGUUUUCUUGUGUGAUUUACWGUUUGAUUAAAUUCAGUUAUC
Paralichthys olivaceus (Japanese flounder) is the source of this 1663-nucleotide messenger RNA. Its product is annotated as LITAF domain-containing protein-like. Gene Ontology annotation, cellular component: cytoplasmic side of late endosome membrane; cytoplasmic side of lysosomal membrane; nucleus. Gene Ontology annotation, molecular function: zinc ion binding. Lineage: Eukaryota; Metazoa; Chordata; Actinopteri; Pleuronectiformes; Paralichthyidae. The record is from RefSeq and is a predicted model, not a curated record.